Molecule: messenger RNA, 3408 nt
Organism: Zychaea mexicana
Lineage: Eukaryota; Fungi; Mucoromycota; Mucoromycetes; Mucorales; Lichtheimiaceae
Product: ATP-utilizing chromatin assembly and remodelling N-terminal-domain-containing protein
Exons: 13
Coding region: 372-3335 (987 amino acids)
Source: RefSeq, a predicted model, not a curated record
CUUGCUUCUUUCUUUCUCUCUCUCUUUCUCCUUUCGCCUAUUUUUUUUUCAUACUCCUUUGCGACAAGGUUAUUUUUUUCCAAACACCACUGUUGACGUUGCAUACACACCUUCGCUUUCUCUUAAUAUAUCGCGAUAUACAUCACUACGACCUCAACCAAGUCUUCGACAUUUGACAGCGCGUAACCGAGGCAGCUGAUCCCCGUUACCAUAGUUUCACACCACCUCUUAAAACAGCCCAGCUCACUUUUGCAGAAACCUGCUUACGUUUGAAUACAAAAACAACAACCCCUCCCUUACCAAGCCACUUGACGAAUCGCGUGCGUCUCCCUCCUUUCAUACAACAGUAGCAACAACGCUAAAGCUUUACCAUGCCAUUGCUGAAGCGCAAAACUUUCCCACUACUUCCACCACCUCCAUUCGAUCCCGAACGUAAAGAUUCCAGAGAUCGCCAAGUCUGGGUUUCAUCGAUCACGUCAGAGAUCUUUACCGAUUAUCAAUCCUAUUUGAAGCGCUACACCUUGUAUAAGGCACAUGUAUGGCAGUGCGAAGUGUCAGGCCGUAGCAACCUUACGUAUGAGGAAGCUCUGGAAAGCGAACGUACUGAGAAGAACCGUGUCAAAGAGAAAUUACCCGAUGCACUGCAGAAACGUGUACUGGAACGAGCGCAAUUCCAAUGCGGUCGUUUAGAUGCUGUGGUGGAUGACGUACACGAAUACUAUAUCAACCGAUUUGAUUCAGGAGAUAUGGUUACAUGUCGAUGGAACGAUGGUGUCAAAUAUAUCGCGCGCGUUCUACGAGUAGUCUCUGACAAUGUACAUCCCAUAUCAAAAAGUUCUACACUCGCGACUAACAGUGGAACCAAAGUAAACGGCAAAGAAAUAAUCGAUGAGAAUUCUACGUCCAAUGCUACAACGAACGGCAAUGCAUCUGGCGUCAAUUUCCUUGUUGAACUUGUGGAUGACGAUCUCUCGGGAGUGGAUGAUUUCCGGACGGUGGUUAACCAAGAUGAUUUAAAACGCGAUCGACUGGCAUUUUCAAAGAACUUGCUUAAGAAGUUUCUCCGAGAGAACUUGGUCAAAGAAUCUUAUAAUCAUGCACCAUGGGUUGUCAAGGCACAAACUGCUGCUAAAUUCGGCAUUGACACAACACUACCCAAAGACCUUCAAGCCGUGAAGGAUCAAAUCGAUGCUAAAUCGCGCAAACGAAAGACUCCAGCUUCCGAUUUUACAAAUGGUGAACUUGACGGUGCCGAAGCCGACGCUUCUGGAAAGACAUCAACAAAAACUAAAGCAAAGUCAUCCGUUAGCACUGCAAAAGCUCGCGGUAAAAGUGAAAUGAAAAAGACUGUCGAUGAUGCGAAAAAGAUAGAAUCGUCGAUCAAGUAUCCAAUCGAGGAUCUGGACGUUCCAAUUUAUCGACGCAAGCCAUCUGGUGAAGGACCCAUUCUCGACAUGAAACCAGGACAACCGAAAGCAAAAGAAACGAUCCCCAAUCCAACAGGUGGUAUGCCAUUGUGUCCGACACCCUCUCAACACCAAACUGUACCUUCUGAUGCUCUCGGUUCACUCUUGAUGGUUUGGUCGUUUAUCAGUGUUUUUGCACGGUCGCUUGGUCUCUAUCCUUUCCCUCUUGAUGAUUUUGAAAGCGCACUUUUACACACCAGUCCGGUAGACAAGUCUCAGAUCUUGAUCGAAAGCAAUGUCUGUCUCCUCAACACAAUCAUUAAAGAACGGAAAAAAUCGAAAAACGUUUCGCUACUAACUGCUCCUGGUACCCUCACGCCGACAUCAUCAUCGUUGCGCGGAACCCCUACACCAUCUCCCAGCCGCCAACCAUCCGUAUUGACGAGCGAGGACGAGCACCAGGCAGGAGAUAGCACUUUCGAAGAUCAAGAUGGUUCUGCAUCAACAUCCGCCAUCAUUAACCCAACUGACACAGAAAAUGAAUCCGUGUGGACAAGCCCCCAAAUCUACGAAAUUGGUCGAGCAUGGGAUGCGAAACUUAUCCCUGUUGGCAAUGAUCGUAAAGGAUGGGAAGAUGUCAUGAUUGGGUGCAUUAAUGAUAUCACUACACCGGAUCAAGCUAGCAAUGUUGAUAGAAUAUUCAGCUAUCUUGUACCACGAGAGGAUACGACAUUGGAAGAGCGAGAGGAAGCGUAUUUGCGAUUAAGUUUAAAAGACAAGGUGUUCAUGUUCGAAAUGCUCGUUGGUCUUGUCAAUGAGUGUUCUUUUAUCAAGGAAUUUAUGGAAGAAUGUCAAGAGCAAAUGACUGAACUACGAAAGCAAAAGAUCGAUUUGAGCCGUGAAAGAAAGAGAAUUCACGCCGAACGGCAAGAAUUCGAGAAACGGAUUGAUGUAGAGGAAAAAGCAAACAACCCUGAUGCUGAUGAGGAUGAGUCUUCAGACGAUUCUGAUGAUGAUGAAGAAAAUAUUGAUAGGUCAUCGUCUCAAGCAGACACCUCGACACCGUCACCUUCUCGAACCGAGUCUCGACAAGCAUUAUUGAAGCGCAAACAAAUAGAGCGUGAAGAACGAGAAGCAAAGAGACUUAAAAUGUAUCAUCAGCAACGAGAGGAAGCGCGCGCACGAAACCAAGAGCUCAAGGCCCGUAAUGCUGCCCGUAAGAAAUUGGAUGACGAAGAGCGGCAUGUGUAUAAAAAGGAAGAGCAACUUGAACACAACAUGCGCAAAUAUAGUACUCUGCGGAUAAAACCUCUGGGUCGCGACAAAUUCUUCAAUCGCUACAUGUACCUUGACAAUAUCGGUGGCGCACAUGUACAUGGCACUGGAAGGCUUUUUGUUCAAAGCCCAAGUGACCUCGACCUUACCAUUAUACGAGAACGAAACGAUCCUCUGUCAUUCACUCAAACCAUUCCAGUAACAACGAAUACAUCGAACGCUAACAACAACUCCACAACUCCUUCGUGCGGGCACGGCGGAGGCAUUCAAUUCGUAUCUGCAUUGAUGCAAGCACAAGGAUUCGCCAAAGAAGCAGAUUUUAUGGAGCAGCGGAUACGCAGUAUGGAUGGAAUGGCAAAUAACGCGGCUGCUACCACGUUGCAGACUGAAGAAUGGUGGAGAAGUUACGAUGAUCCCGAAGACAUUGACAAGCUUUUAGCAUGGUUGAAUCCAAAGGGCGAGCGAGAGCACAGACUGAUACGAGAAUUGAAUAAGCAUGCGCAUAAUUUGGCCAAUGGCAUGAAAAAGAGAAUGACAGACCAAAGCAAUGCAUCGAAACCAGAAGUCUCAAGGCGUAGCACUCGUAGUAAAGGCUCAUCGACGGGAAUUGCUCCUGGUUCAUGGCUUGCAUAUGUCAACAAAUUCGCAAAGUAGAAUAAGCUGUCCUUUUACAAAACUUAAUAAAGUGCAAUUGGACGUUGCAUUUCCACUCAAGGAUGUGUAUGAG